AUGAAUCUAUCUAUCUAUCUAUCUAUCUAUCUAUCUAUCUAUCUAUCUAUCUAUCUAUCUAUCGGAUUGCAGUAUAUGUUCGAUGCAUUAUCUAUCUAUCUAUCUAUCUCUCUAUCUAUCGAGCAAGUUAAUUCUUUUCAUUAUCUAUCUAUCUAUCUAUCUAUCUACCUAUCUAUCUAUCUAUCUAUCUAUCUAUCGAGCAAGUUAAUUCUUUUCAUUAUCUAUCUAUCUAUAUAUCUAUCUAUCUAUCUAUCUAUCGAGCAAGUUAAUUCUUUUCAUUAUCUAUCUAUCUAUCUAUCUAUCUAUCUAUCUAUCUAUCUAUCUAUCUAUCUAUCGAGCAAGUUAAUUCUUUUCAUUAUCUAUCUAUCUAUCUAUCUAUCUCUUCAAAUUGUCUAUCUAUUAUAUAUCUAUGCAUUUCUAUCUAUCUAUCUAUCUAUCUAUCUAUCUAUCUAUCUAUCAGAGCAAGUUAAUUCUUUUCAUUUCUAUCAUUAUCUAUCUAUCUAUCUAUCUAUCUAUCUAUCUAUCUAUCUAUCAUUUAUCAAGUUAAUCUCUUUUUCUAUUAUUAUCUAUCUAUCUAUCUAUCUAUCUCUAUCUAUCAAAUCUUCUAUCUAUCUAUUCAUAUAUCUUUGCAUUUCUAUCUAUCUUCUCAUUCUGUUUUAUCUAUCUAUCUAUCUAUCUAUCUAUCUAUCUCUGUUCUCUGUUCUUUUUCUGUCUUUUUCUUCUAUCUUCUAUCUUCUAUCUUCUUCUUCUUCUAUCUAUCUUCGUCUCUAUCUUCUUCUACUUAUUUUUUUUUUUCAUUUUUCUUUUAUCUUUUUAUCUUCUAUCUAUCUUCUUCUAUCUGCUAUCUUUUUUUUUUUAUUUAUCUAUCCUUUUGUCUGUCUAUCUAUCUAUCUUACGUCUUUCUGUUCUUUCCACUUUUUUUUCAUCUCAUCUUCUUCUUCUCUUCUAUCUUUUCUAUCUUCUGUCUUCUUCUUCUUUUCUUUACUUUUCAAUUUAUUUCAUCUUCUAUCUUCUUAUCUUCUAUUACUAUCUAUUUCUUCUUCUUAUUUUAUCUGCGUUUCUAUUAUCUAUUUGUUUCUUCAUCUAUCUAUCAUUCUUCUUUUAUGCUUUCAAUUCUAUCUAUUAUCUAUCUAUCUAUCUAUCAUCUUUAUCUAUCUAUCUUCGUUUCUUUUCUUCUUACUUUUUCUUCUAUCCAUCUAUCUAUCUAUCUAUCUUCUGUCCAAUCUUUUUUCAAUUUUAUCUUUCUUCUGUCUAUCUAUCUUUUUCUUUCUAUUUAUUUUUUCUGUCAUUUUUCUUUCUAUCUUCUUCUAUCUAUCUUUUCUUCAUUAA
Messenger RNA from Acanthosepion pharaonis, 1329 nucleotides. The record is from the annotation of a GenBank genome assembly. Lineage: Eukaryota; Metazoa; Mollusca; Cephalopoda; Sepiida; Sepiidae.